AGGUUGGAGGAUGAAAUAUUCAAAAAUCGUUGAUUAGAAAUUCCGACAACAUCUCGUAAGGAUGAGGAAGCUAAAGAAAAUGGUUAAAUGUUUAUUUUUGAUUGCAGCUGCGUUGCUAUCUCUUGAAGUCGUCACAAUCAUCAUCGACGGGAGAGGCUUAUUAAUAAACACUUCCCAACAUGAACAAUCAAGAACUGGAGGCUUAAUCUACAGAAACAAUCAAGUGGAUCUAAGUGAAACUAAUGUUCUUAUAGAACGAAUGCCUCAGAAAGAGUUGGCAGUGAAAGAAGAUCUUGUGGUUGGAGAUGAUAACUCAUUGCCCAAACAUGGGACCAACAAAAUUGAUAAAGAGUUAUUGCCACAUGAUAAAUCAAGUGAUGAAAAAUCAAACAUUCGAGAUAUUAGGGUUAAUAGGAUUGAUAAAGAGCAAACAAUUCAAAAAGACGUUACAGAUCCUAACUUAGUUUUAAAUGAAAAUAGUGCAUCCAAUGAAAAUAACAUUCACCAGAAAGAUGCAUCUCAAAAAGGCUUGUCUGUUCUUAUCAAAGAAUCAAAGGACAUAUUUGAUCUUCUUCCGGAAAAAUAUCUUCCUGAUUACAAAAGUUUCUGUUGGUAUAAUAAGGAUGAGUUUAAAUGUUUGGCAUCGGUUUACAUCGCUGGUAUGCCUAAGUGUGGUACAACUGAUCUGUUCGUGAAGAUGAUGAGACAUCCUCAGCUAACUUAUCAAACUCAUGCUGAUGGAGAUCCUCCCAAGGAGUAUCAUUACUGGGCACGGAGUCGAGUAGCAAGAAAUAAGUGGUUGUUUGCUGACCCUAAGCGUCGAUCACAUAAGGAAUUAUUUUCUAAGUUUUUGAAGGGAACUGGAGCUGAGAGAGUGAAGACAAAUUUAAAAAUUCAAAUCGUGGAUGGAACACCAUCUUUGUUGUGGGACUUAGCGGGAUGGGAUAGAAGAUACCCGAAGGCAGAUGAACCACCAUAUUCGAAUGGAGACCUAAUUCACUCUGUCACGCCAGAUGCAAAAAUAAUUGGAAUAUUAAGAGAUCCAAUUGACCGAUUGUACUCUGAGUAUCUCUAUUUCUGGCUUAAAAAAUCGGAGGUUCGUACUCCUGAAACAUUUCACACUGAAGUGGUUAAAGAAGUUUUAUUUUUUAAUUCAUGUCUGACAUCAAAUAAACUUAGGUCAUGCUGUUAUCCCUCACGUGCUAUGAACACUGUUAAAAUACGACUUGAGCUAGGGAUUUAUGUGUGCUUCGUCCAGGACUUUCUGGAAGCAUUUGGAACCAAUCUAUUGAUAUUAACUCUAGAAGAAUAUCAUUUACACCCAGUCGAUAUUCUUACUACAGUAUUUAAUCACAUUGAGGUGUCGGUCCCAGAGGAUUUGCAGAAAUUUAUUGAAGAUUCAAAAACUGGAAAUACUAACACUGGACUGAAAAAUGAGGUUGGGGAUAUAUUACCUAAAACUAAGCAGAUACUGAGUGAUUUCUAUGGUCCUUAUAAUUCUCAGCUGGCAUUGUUACUGCAAAAUUCAAAAUAUUUAUUCAAUUCUUAAAUGAUGAUAUAUUACCAAAUAC
This is a messenger RNA of Bolinopsis microptera, 1571 nucleotides long. RefSeq names its product carbohydrate sulfotransferase 15-like. Gene Ontology annotation, biological process: hexose biosynthetic process. NCBI's taxonomy places the organism in Eukaryota, Metazoa, Ctenophora, Tentaculata, Lobata, Bolinopsidae. The transcript has 2 exons. The record is from RefSeq and is a predicted model, not a curated record. Gene Ontology annotation, molecular function: N-acetylgalactosamine 4-sulfate 6-O-sulfotransferase activity. Bases 62 to 1549 code for a protein of 495 amino acids.